This is a messenger RNA of Amphibalanus amphitrite, 2628 nucleotides long. Its product is annotated as splicing factor, arginine/serine-rich 19-like. Bases 93 to 1547 code for a protein of 484 amino acids. The record is from RefSeq and is a predicted model, not a curated record. Lineage: Eukaryota; Metazoa; Arthropoda; Thecostraca; Balanomorpha; Balanidae. The transcript has 9 exons.
CGCGAGGGCAGACAGGAGCGGACGGUCGGUGAGGAAGGAACCUUGCAGAUCGAGAGAGCAAGACUGGGCCUGGAAAUUAGCAGAGGAGCUCAAUGGCGUCCACCGCCUACUCGUCACAAUUUCAGAGACAGGAGAGGAGGACAGUUGGUCAGCCGUCGUAUGGCGGCGAUCGGUCAACUAAGCAGGCCAACUGGGAUGACCACUUGGACGGCCUGCUGACUGACCUGAAGCAGUCGCUGCCGCCGGGCAGAGGGCCGUCCCCUCAGAGCGCCACCAGAACCCCUCUACCUCCCUCUGCUGACCUGUCGGUCCCGACUGACCUGCCUGGCUCGGAGGACUACCACGAGAGGCGGGAGUAUACCAGCCCCGACCAGAGGACCCAUACUAUCGAGGAGCGCAGCGGCAGGACAGAGAGGAUUGACGGAGGGAGUCGCGUGGUGUCCCAGAGGACGGUGAGAUCACAGUCCAGCAGUCGCACUGCAGAGAGGUGCACCGUCUCACCGGAGCCCGGGCCAAUGCUCACGGAUAGGGUGGACAGCUUGAACAGUGGUUUUAUGAACAGAAGUGAAACAACCGUGAAAAACUCAUCACCCGGGAUGUACGAAGUGAAUAGCUCUCCGCCGCCACUGACCGUCCCCACCACGGACGGCCCGCCAGUACCGGUACCGGGUACUCAGAGCCGCGUCACGCGGUACGAGUACCGUACCUCCCAGCGGUCCGUCAGUCCCGCCCCGCCCCGCCACCAGGCGCCCUCACCCCUACCACCGCCCGGUCCCGUUCUUCACGACGUCUCCACCGCCACUACCGAACCUCCACCGGCUGCCACCACCAUCAACUACCACAUCUACAACUACGGCAGCGAGGUGACGACCGACAGCGGAGUGGGAACCCUGGAGAGGGGAAGCGACAGACGCUGGGGGCAGGAUAGCCUCGACCGCAGCCUCGGCGGGAGGUCGACCCUCCCCGGAGAGCCCGCGGAGAGGCUAUACACUCGAUCGGUGACCACAGAGGUGGAGAAGACCGCCUCUCGGGAUGGACCCGCCGCGGAGGGGGUCAUGACGUCACUAUCCGGUCAGCAGAGGGCCGACGGUGGACUGACCCGCUUCCCCGUGGACUCUGUGGGCACGGUGGAUCGGUGUGUCCACAGUGGACAGACUUCCGUGCGCGUGCCGUCGGAACCGCAGGACGGCACUUAUCCGAAGGGUCCCCGUCGGCGUGACCUGGGGUCAGGUCAGGUCACUGAGGUCAAAUCUGUUCAGGUGGUGUCCGAGCCCUCUGAGUCAGUCUCAGACGCUGGUGUGACUCAGCCGAGUCAGAGUCAGGCCAAGGUGGCUCCCGGAGUCUAUUAUCCGCCUUCCGAUCGUCUGAAUUGCGAGAGUAAGUUCCACUCCAAGGAAAAGAGCAAGGAGGGCAACAAGAAGAGCUACUUCGAGGCCAGCGGAAAGUACAAGGCCAGCGGAGGAUCCAAACAGAAGGAAGACAAGGGCGGUAAAACGAUCCCCAUCUGUUUGCCCUGCUGCGCCGGGGCUGCCUGUGUCAUUAUGUAACUAGUGACAUCUGGUGGAGACCGAGAGAACUACUGCAUGUGCAGUGCUGACCUGAGCAAGGGUUGCCAGGGAGAUCAUGUAACUAGUGACGCCUGGUGGUGGCCAUGCGAACUACAAUAGCCCUGACUUUUUCGGGAGCUUUCUGUAAGAUCAUGCAACUGGCGACCUCUUCUUGUGACCUUGCCCGGCUAGGUAAGAUCAGUCUGUGGCAUUACGUAACAGUGACAUCUGUUGGUGACCUGAAGUACUAAGUAACCGGAAAAGAUGUGCCUUCGCAAUCUAUUGUUGGCGAGGGAACGCCUGGCUUGUCAGUUUGAUCGUUGUAACUUGCCGACCAGGGCCCUGUUUCACCGGUGAUAGCAGCACGCUGCUAUUCUCUUUCGCGAGCUGACGUCACACUUCUGGUAGUGUUGGAGGAAUAGGCUUGUUGACGUCUCCAUGGAAACCCAAUUUGACACGUGUUAUAGCAGCGUGCUACUAUCACCGGUGAAACAGGGCCCUGAGGUCAGGUCAGGUCAAACCUGCAGUGUGUGUGAUGGUGGUUGAUAACGUGCAACUGAGUUUCUUGGUGAGUUGUGAUACGUCUUCUUGAUGUGGGAGACGAUCGCUAAUGCGCGUUGCAGUCCUAUAUCCAAUUCAACAUUCAUUGAAGAGAGAGACCCGUUCUUAGGUCAAUAAUUUCGUAGUCACCAAAAAAAGGCAGCGCGAGUGCCACUGUUGAAGUAAAAAAGUGCGGUAACGCAAUAAAAAAAUUAACUCAAUGGUGCUUUUACCGUGUCAAUGCGUAAAUACAAAUUAACAAGGAAUGUACGUACAAAUGUAUUCUAUUGCGUGGCACUGACACGCAACAAGCAUGUUAUGACAACCGAUGCAUCGGUUGUCAUAACAUCAUCGCUUUGGUGCCUAGCGAUGGUGCUACGCUCAUCGCGAGUUGUGCCAGCGGAACAUCAUCGCGAUGAGCGUAGUGGCUUGUCAUCGCUUUGGUGCCUAGCACCGGCAGUGCGUUACAGUGUGCUAAGACCCUAGUCAGUGAACAAGUGUGUUUGUUGCAACUUGUAAAACGAUGAACAUAGUCACUAGA